AAGAAGUAAGGUUGACAUUACGAGUUUUGAGUAGUAUGAAUUUGUUGUGAUUGUUAAGAAGACUGAUACCUGUGAAAUAUUUCGAAAUGGAGGCUGUGCCACGCCUACCGAUGAUGAGUUUUGACCUAAAAUCAAGCCCAGAACCUACUUCAUUUGGUCCUAAACUGAAACAGUACAUCAGAGAUUUCUAUCGUGAAGAUCCAGAAUCAUACUCUGGUGAAAUACACGCAUUGGAAGGGCUAAGAGCUGCAGCUGUGUGUGCUGUCAAGGAUGUCUCUGGUGUUUCAACACUAAAACGAUAUUACUGUCAACUUCAUUUCUUGCAAAGUAGAUUCCCUAUGUCCAAAGAUGGUGCAGCAGCAGUCUCUUUCACAUGGAGAGAUACAUAUGCAAGUAUGGUUUGCACUUCAACUGAUAUUCGAUUUGAAAUGGUGUGCAUCCUCUACAAUAUAGGAGCAUUGCACACACAGUUAGGCGCCUUGGAUACCAGAGUAUCAGCUGAGGGUAUGAAAAUGUCAUGUACCCAUUUUCAGUGUGCAGCUUGGGCAUUUGAGCAUUUAAAAGGCAGCUACCCACAGCCAGCAGGAGUGGAUUUGGCUCCAGAUAUUAUGCAGUUUAUGUAUUAUCUUUCACUGGCUCAGGCUCAAGAAUGUAUAUUGGAGAAGAGCAUGAUGGAUAACAGGAAACCAACAAUAAUAGCAAAAGUGGCUGUUCAAAUAGUAGAUUAUUACAGCUCGGCCCUCAACACACUUGAACAAGGAGGUGCAGAUGACUGUUCGAUUGCAGAAACCGUAGGAUCAAAAAUAUAUAAGAAUUGGAAACGUUAUGUAAAAUUCAAGAUGGUAUACCACACGUGUAUAUCUUUACUUUACCGUGGUCAGCAGGCAGAAGAACAGCAGAAAAUGGGUGAACGAGUUACUUUUUACCAAGCAGCAGCAGAGAAAUUAGAAGAAGCUGUCAAACUUUCAAAAGGAAUGGAUAAUAUUGAUGCAAUUAAUGAAGCCUUAACAUUCACAAAUGAUGUUGUGGAAGGAAAGAAAAAGGCAGCAAAAAAUGAAAAUGAGUUCAUCUAUCAUGAAGAGGUCCCACCCUUGGACAUUCUUCCAGAGGUUAAAGGUGCAUCUCUUGUAAAAGGCAUUAUGUUUAAUGUUAAUGAUCCAGAAGUAGCAGGAGCUGACAUAUUUGCUCGACUAGUACCCAUGAAGGCACAUGAAGCAUCUUCAUUGUACAGUGAAGAAAAGGCAAAACUGUUACGAAAAGUUGGUACUAAGAUUGAUGAGAAGGACCAAGAAUUGGAUGUGUUCAUGGCCUCACUUCAGCUUGACUACUUGAAACUGCAUUCAGAGCCGGAAUCACUUCCACAGGAACUGGUCGACCGAUGUGCAGCAUUCAGUGCAAAGCCAGAUGCUAUUCAGAAUCUGAUAGAUUCUAUGAAUAAAUUAGCUGAUACUUACCAGGAUGUGGAAGCCAUGUUGCAGGAUGUGAAGGAAUUGCUCGAGCUUGAAGAUAAGAAAGAAAAGGAGUACCAAGAAUUAAUGGGGAAGAGACCACCAUCAAUUGUUGCAACUGAUCUCACACGGGAAGCAAAUAAAUAUCAUGAAGCCCAUGCCAAAGCAUCAGAAUCAAACCAGACACUUCACAAGGCCAUGACAUUACAUAUUAGCAAUUUGCGAAUUCUCUCUCUUCCAUUACCAGACCUUAAGAAACAAAUACCAACCAUCAGCAAUAUGAACACUCCUGAGGAUGAAGCAGCUAUUAAGGAAUUACAACAUUUGAUUGACAAGGUAGAUGAAAUGAAAAAACAGCGAGCUACUUUAGCUGCACAGCUGAGAGAGUCAGUCUGUCAGGACGACAUUACUCGUCAGCUUGUUACUCGCACUGGUGAGUCACUUGAAACCAUAUUCAGUCAGGAGAUGCAAAAACAUCAAAAAUAUGAAACCAUUAUUGAACAGAAUUUAGCUGCACAAGAAAAUAUUUUGAAAGCACUUACGGAAGCAUAUGCAAAGUGUGCAGGCCCAAGAAAAGCUGCUAUGGAUACAAUCCGAAAACGUGAAGCCACUAUAAAUGCAUUGAUAUCUUCUUAUGACGCAUAUGAAGACCUACUUGCGAAAUCAAACAAAGGUCUCGAAUUUUAUCGAAAACUGGAGACUAAUGUUACAAAGCUACUGCAGAGAGUUAAAGGAACCUGCAAGGUGCAGGAUGAGGAACGUGAACAGAUACUUGCAAAGAACAAUAAGAAGAUACCAAGACAGGAUAUAGAAAAGCCAAGUAUUGAUUCUGGUGGUCCAAAGUUGAGAGACUAUCUUCAGAGUAUGAAGGGUACAUUGCCCACUGGAAGCUACUCUACCUCUCAGAUUUUUACUCUGCCUUCUAGCACAGCAAUGCCAGCAAGCAGUACAACAGGCACUGGAGGGCAACUUCCAGCCUCCUAUACAGCAGAAAGUGCAGGGAGCAGCGAGAAUCUUGCAGGUCCAUUACCAUGGGUCCCACCUGUAAGACCAGCUCCUGUGGGCUCAGAAGGUACAACUGAAACUUGCGGCACAAUUACAAAGCAGGACACACUGUACCAACCCACUACAGCUCCUGGUAUUGCCAAACCUGAAAUGAGUCACCAGACACCUGCAUACGUUUCUAGUGCUCCACAAUAUACUUACAGCACUUCAGGAUACCAACCACCUCAUCAAAUGCCAUAUACAGGAGAUCAAUAUACAGACUAUGCAUAUGGUCAAACACAACAAUACUAUCAGCACCAGACAACAGGUUCUCAUAUUUUUCCUCCCACUUCAUCUACUCCUAGAGGACCUGGUUCAUAUUCUAGUGUUGGGUCAAGAGAUACAACUAGCCAUCAUGCUGCUAAAAGCCCAGCUUAUCAAUAUGGUUCAGCAUACCACAGUACAGAUACAGUGCAAAACCCAUACAGUCAUUUGCAGACACCAGCAAUUUCCCAAGCUCAGUCAACAAAUGUACCACAACCACAAAUUGGAGACACUUCGGAAAUGUAUUCUGGGUACCCACAACAUUAUCAUACACAAGUACAUCAGAAUUAUUCAACAAGUCAACAAGCAUAUUUACCACAGACAGUACCAACAACAAUACAUAGCACUGUGCCUCAACAAACAUCUACUUCUGGAAUACCUGCAAUGAAUACAACUAACGAAGGUGGAGUUUCACAGUCGAGUAUCUCCUCUGCUGCCCAACAUACCACCACUCCCCAAUACAGAAGUACUCCCCAGCACGAGACUGCUGUUCAACAGCAGCAACUUUCAUGUCCAGCACAUAGUACCUCAUAUCCCACAUAUGAUUACAGCAAGUCACAACCUUACCAAUAUGGGGCAGCUUAUGCUGCACAGGAUUCUUCUGUUAAUGUUCCUUAUUACUCAGGAAACACUCAACAACAGGCAGCUCAGUGUGGAUGGCAAGAAAACCAGCAAACUUUGAUGGGGUCAUAUGAUACAGAACAGAAAAUACCACCUCAUCCUCAGAGUUAUCCAUCUGUGCAGAAACCACCAGUGACAUAUCCUCAGUAUCAGUGGCAACAGGCACAAUCGCAGACGCAACUACAAAAUCAAAAUGUAUCUUCAUAUUCUGCAAGUUCCUCAGAUGUUGGGCCUACUUCAAGUGCAGUCCAGUACCAAGGUGCUGGUGUUGCACCUUCAGGAUCCACUUCUUCCUUACAAACCCAACCAUCUAGCAUUCCACAGCUGCAACCAUAUUAUGAUAGCAUGUAUAAUACAGUGUAUGCUGCUUCACCUCCAUAUUCUGUACAGGCUUCAGUGGCAAGCAGCAGCAACAUUGUUGAUGCAACCCAGUACCAAUACAUGGCAGGAGCUGGAACGUCGUCAUAUACUAAUGCUGGGAAGUACGCUACGUCACAAACGAGCUCAUUUCAAACAGCUGUGGACGGUCAGACAUAUGCAUCCCAAUACAACACAACUCUACCAAUUUCUAGUCAAGCAUACUCUCAUGUUAAUUACUACACUGCACCAUAUGGUUAUCAGUAUGGUUCAGAAACGAUUCAAUCAGAAUCUCAACCGACAGUGCAAAAUGAUACAUAUCAGCAAGGUACAAGUGCUCAACAAGCUGCAGCUCCUUCUGCAAUGACCUAUAUGCAAGCACGGUUCCCAGGUGAUGCUACAAAUACAACCUUCAGCCUUCAGGGAAGUUCAUCAAGUUCUUCAGUAGAGGGCAAGAGUGAUAGUGGAGUGUCAUCUAAUAUUGAUCUUUUAGCAGGCCUGGACUUCUCGUUGAAUCAAAAGCCACUUGUUCCUCAACAGCCUGCAAAUGUGUCACCAAAAAAAGAGCAACAAGUUCAGCAAAAUGGUGUUGCAAAACAGCAGACUGGUUCCUCAGUGCAGCAAACUGAUGGUAGCAACUUCUCACCAAAAAAGGAGAUUGUUGUCCAGCAACUGCCUGUGACGAUGUUGCAGACACAAAUCAGCUCUGUUGUUAAUGAGGCUUCGGGAGCGGGAGAGAAGAAACCCCCAGUACUGCCAACAAUUCAGGUUCCUGAACAGAAUGAAGUUUCUGCAGAAGAUCGUCAGACUUCAAAAACCCUCGAAAAAGAUCCAUUUGCUGACCCAGAAGUACUAAACCAGUUUGUUCUGGAAGUUGAAAAGUAUGAAAAAUUUGUAGAAGGGCUUACAACAAAAACCUUAAAUGGGCCCACACCACUUGACAUGAAAUGGAAAGAACUUCUUGAACUACAGGACUUGACACCAAACACACCAUCAUUCAUUGCUACACAGGCUCCAUUGCCAUCUACGUAUGCAGACUUCUGGAUGAUGGUUUGGGAACAGCAAGUUGAAGUUGUGGUGUGUCUUCUUAGUGACACAGAGUUGGAAGGACAGAUUUAUUGGCCACAGGAGAAGGGAAGUGAACUGACAAUGGGAAAAAUGAAGCUCAGUUUACAAAGUUGCAAUGUUCGCCCAAAUUGGAUUGAAAGGAUAAUUUCUGUGUCUCUUGGAGAAACCAGAGCGAGAAGAGUGAUUGUUCACUUGCAGUUUACAGCUUGGCCUGGGAGCUCAUUUCCAGCAUCACCAGGACCUUUCCUCAGUUUUGUAUCAGAGACACUCAGCCUGUACAAACAGCAACGUAAUACUGCUCAUCCAGUUGUUGUUCACUGUCUCUCAGGGGUUGGCCGGACAGGUCUAUUUUGCCUGGUAUGUGCAGCAGUGUGUGAAGUGCGAGCUGGCCAUGGAUUACUGGAUUUGGUGGCAACCACAGCUAUUAUGAGUACUAACCGCAAAGGUUCUCUGCGCGAUCGUGAACACCUUAAAUUUGCAUAUCAGUCUGUUCUUUAUUAUGCACAGGAUCUGCUUAUGAAACGGGGAAUCCUGACAAGUUGUUCGACAUUUGAGGACAAGCGCAGCCGAGGGGGAAAGUGCCAUACACGACAUCCUUCGGAAGACUUCCUGCUCGGGCCACCCACUGCUCUUAGCCAGCUACAAUCAGGACUCGAGAAAAUGGGGUUAGAUGCAGCAAAACAACAACAGGAAACUGAACUGAAUGAGAAUCCAUAUGUUGCUGAAAGAAAAGUUCCUCUUAGCAGUGCUGGCAGUAGUGUUGAUAAUUCUUGUAAUUCUUCUGGUCGCACCUCCCCCUUGGUCUCUCCACCAUCUCCUUCAACACCGUUCUUCUUGAUUGAUCCUGCUCGAUUCAACUUAAAGCCUGAUGCUUCUGGGACAAAGAUGCGCAGGAGGUAUUCACGUGAAAAUUUUAAAGUGAAAUCAAAAGAUGUAACAGAAUUGGACAUCGGGAAAGAUAUGUCAGAUGAUCCACUGAGCAAGAUAGAUCCACUGUGGCCUCUAAAACGACAGUAAAACAAUAGUUCCACGGCUUUAAAAGCUGUUACAAAGCCUGAUAAUGUUUAUAUUUUGUAUUUAUCUAGUCAGUUUUAGCAUGUAGGCAAUAUUUUAGGUACAAAUCAUGGUUUUUGGAACUAACUAUGAUUUAUUUUUAUCUAGGCAGGCUGUAGAAAUUAUUUUAAUGUGAUAGUUUAUAAAUACGCUAUUCUGAUUUUAUUGUUUCACCAGUAUUUGUACUUCCUCAGUGACUUUGCGUGGAGAGAGAGAACAGUCACUUACGGCAUGGACUAUUCCCCCCCCCCCCCCCCCCCCCCAAAAAAAAAAAUGUGAAAAAGGAAAGAAAGCUGUCUAUUUCUUUAAAUUGUAGAGUUAUUCGUUAUCCUAACAAUGUAUCCUGGUAUCUUUGCAAAAAUAUUGUUAGCAUCAUCCUGAUAUGUCAGGAGAAUGAUGCAAGCUGGGGCCACAGGUUUAAUACUUUGUUGUUUAAGGCUGGAGUGUGCGAAGGCUGUAAAAGUAUUUUUUCUCUGUCACAAAUGAAAUUAAAACAUCUAAUGUUGUUAUUA
Schistocerca gregaria is the source of this 6367-nucleotide messenger RNA. It is a transcript of the gene mop, whose product is annotated as tyrosine-protein phosphatase non-receptor type 23. The record is from RefSeq and is a predicted model, not a curated record. Lineage: Eukaryota; Metazoa; Arthropoda; Insecta; Orthoptera; Acrididae. Gene Ontology annotation, cellular component: endosome. Gene Ontology annotation, molecular function: protein binding; protein tyrosine phosphatase activity. Gene Ontology annotation, biological process: early endosome to late endosome transport; protein dephosphorylation; protein transport to vacuole involved in ubiquitin-dependent protein catabolic process via the multivesicular body sorting pathway.